GCAUAAAUUAAAAAAAUAAACCAGCCGUGGUGCAGGAGCCUGAGACCUUAACUCAGCGCCGGAGAGGCAGAGGCAGGCGGAUCUCUGGAGUUCCAGGCCAGCUUAGUCUGUAAAGCGAGUCCCAAGACAGGGACAGCCAGGGCUACCCAGCGAGACCAUAUAUAUAUAUAUGAAUCUAAAACCGACAGCAACAACAACAACAAAAAAAACACAUCCAAGAGGAAGCCGGUAAAGGUGCGAUUUGUUCGAGAACCACCUAAGCUUCCAGGCUGGGCCGCUACCUCUAACUAUAGCCUUCCGUGCCUUAGCCCCAUUAAACCGGUAAAUUGCCAACUUCCAGGCGGUUGAGCCGAGUGCGCGCUCCCGGGGCGGGGCCUCCGUUCCCGCCCAGCACAGCCCCGCCCCGCCCCGCGGCCCGGCCGAUUUCAGACCGGUUCCGCCUACACUCUUGGCGGGAUCGUCUAACCCCGGCAGUCCCCGGCCUCGGCGCUCGGCCAGCGAGGUGUGCAGGUUUGCUCUCGACGUCCGCGAGCUCUCGCGGCGAGGCCGCGCUCGCCCUCAGGACUCCUUGGCGGCCCAGACGAUACCACCAAGAAAGUCAGAUGGCAUCUGGAGAUUUCUGCUCACCUGGAGAAGGGGUGGAGAUCCUGCAGCAAGUGUGUGACAAGCAGUUUCCUCCUUGUGCCCUGACUGAAGAGGACCUGAUUCAGAACCCGUAUUUCAGCCAGCUGUUGCUCAGCCUCUCACAGCAUCUGGAUGAAAGUGGCUUAAGCCUCACCCUGGCGAAAGAGCAGGCCCAGGCGUGGAAUGAAGUUCGGUUGCAUAAGACAGCAUGGCUGAGGUACGAGAUCUUACAGAGAGUCAUCCAAGAGCUGCUUGUGGACUACUAUGUGAAGGCACAAGACACAAAUCUGACGUCGGAAGACAAAAAGUUUCAUGAGACCCUUGAACAGCGACUGCUUGUGACUGAACUCACACAACUUUCAGGGCCUGGCCAGGAGACGGAGAUGCCCCCACUGCUCGGACUCGAGAAGGCUGACCUCCUGGGGCUCAUGCCACCCUCACAGGACUUUGUGUGGAUGAGAGCUCGGCUCCAGCUGGAGGUGGAGGAGCAGCUCAAGAGGAAGAGCUUCACUCUGCUGUGCUACCACGACCCCAGUUCAGACACUGAUGGAGAAACGCUGAAAGCCGCGAAGGUGUGGAAACUGUCAGAGGUCCUGGUGGGAGAGAAGCAGCAGUGCCUGGAGGCCAAGAGCCAGCAGAAGGAGCAGCUGGUGCUGCUGGAGAAGAAGAGGGCCACCUACUCCCAGGUGCUUCUCCGCUGCCUCACCUUGCUGCAGAGACUUCUGCAGGAGCAUCGGCUGAAGACUCAGUCUGAGCUGGACCGCAUCAAUGCCCAGUACCUGGAAAUCAAGUGCAGUGCCAUGAUCCUUAAGAUGAGGAUGGAGGAGCUGAAGAUUUUGUCUGACACUUACAGUGCUGAGAAAGUGGAAGUGCAUUGUCUCAUUAGGGACCGUUUGGAGGGAGCCAUUCGCCUACAAGAGCAGGACAUGGAGAAGUCGAGACUGGCCCUGAAAACCUACGAGGUCCUGGGAGAAGACUUUGAGAACCUGGUGAAGGAGUACACCCAGCUCAAACUGGCGGUGGAGAACAAGCGUUGGGCUCUCCAGGAGUUUAGCAAGGCCUGACCCCUGAGUUGGGUGUAGGCAGAGCCA
Molecule: messenger RNA, 1715 nt
Organism: Peromyscus eremicus (cactus mouse)
Lineage: Eukaryota; Metazoa; Chordata; Mammalia; Rodentia; Cricetidae
Gene: Haus4
Product: HAUS augmin like complex subunit 4
Exons: 10
Coding region: 603-1688 (361 amino acids)
Biological process (GO): centrosome cycle; spindle assembly
Cellular component (GO): HAUS complex
Molecular function (GO): microtubule minus-end binding
Source: RefSeq, a predicted model, not a curated record